Messenger RNA from Lathyrus oleraceus (garden pea), 657 nucleotides. RefSeq lists its product as uncharacterized. NCBI's taxonomy places the organism in Eukaryota, Viridiplantae, Streptophyta, Magnoliopsida, Fabales, Fabaceae. The transcript is spliced from 6 exons. Gene Ontology annotation, biological process: protein retention in Golgi apparatus; protein targeting to vacuole. The coding region runs from base 1 to 657 and encodes 218 amino acids. The record is from RefSeq and is a predicted model, not a curated record.
AUGGAGCCUUUGCACAAUAGAUCAACCAAGGAGCAGACGGCUGUUGUGAAUUUGGAUGAUGUUACAAUCAGCUUAUCUAAGGAUGGAUACAGAGAUAUGAUGAAAUUAGCAGACAACUUCGCUACAUUUAAUCAACGUCUAAAGUAUGCUCAUUUCCGUCCACUGGUGCCAGUAAAAGCUGAUUCCAGGUCUUGGUGGAAGUAUGCUUACAGAGCUGUAUCCGAUCAGAUGAAAAAGGCAAGUGGAAAAAUGUCAUGGGAGCAAGUUUUAAGAUACACAAGGUUGCAGAAGAGAUAUAUUUCUCUCUAUGCUUCACUGCUUAAGUCUGAUCCCAGUCAGGUUACUAUUAGCGGAAGCAGAGAGAUUGAAGAUCUAGAUCGCGAACUUGAUAUUGAACUUAUACUGCAAUGGAGAAUGUUGGCGCACAAGUUUGUGGAGAAAUCAACGGAGUCAAAUCUUAAUGCGAGGAAACAGAAAGUGGGGAAAUCUUGGUGGUCAUUUGGAAGGAACGGUAACUCUCCUAAAGAGGAAACCGAGGAAUUCAAUUUCAGUGAAGAGGACUGGAACCAGUUAAAUAAAAUGAUCGGGUAUAAGGAGGGUGAUGAUGGGAAAUCGGAUGUAAAUAGCAAGGCAGAUGUUGUUCAUAAAUUUGUGUAA